Messenger RNA from Contarinia nasturtii (swede midge), 1788 nucleotides. Its product is annotated as beta-1,3-galactosyltransferase brn. The coding region runs from base 161 to 1513 and encodes 450 amino acids. Gene Ontology annotation, molecular function: UDP-glycosyltransferase activity; hexosyltransferase activity. The record is from RefSeq and is a predicted model, not a curated record. Gene Ontology annotation, cellular component: membrane. NCBI's taxonomy places the organism in Eukaryota, Metazoa, Arthropoda, Insecta, Diptera, Cecidomyiidae. The transcript has 4 exons.
UAUGUUUCGGUAUUUUAAUCGAAUGCCUCUUUAAGAGUCUUUCUUAUUUAUCCGUGUUUAUCUCGCUACUUUAAAUUAUAAUACAUGAAUUUUUUUAUGAAAAAAUUCAGUUGAGUGUAGUCAUCAAAUCUAUGAAUGUUUAUACAUCGAAUCCAUCUAAAUGCAAAAUCAACAACCUGAGACAGACGAUGCAAACAAGGAUAAAAAAAUGCUUCCCCGAAUAUGUCAUUUGUUCCGUUUAAAAUAUGUGCUACUUGGAUUGUUUGUUAUAUUUCUAUUGGAUUUUUUCGGUGCAUUCACCCAUAUGUUCGAGAAGGAUUUCCAUGCAUCUUUCGAUUAUCCAUUGAACGAUCCAAAUAUACCGCAUUAUGCAAAGCAAUUGAGAAAAGCACAGAAACCCGAUCUCAAACCAACAAAUCUAUAUAAUUAUACGUAUUUAUCGAAUUGCCGGCAAAAAUGUCGCGAUGAAGGUGAUUCACUAAUAGUCCCUAGACUCGUUAUUAUUGUUAAAUCUGCAAUGAAUCAUUUUAGUCGUCGCAAUGCGAUUCGUCAAAGUUGGGGCUUUGAAAAGCGUUUUUAUGAUGUAACAAUUCGAACCGUAUUCACACUUGGCAUCACAAAACAUGAGACGUUAGAGGAUGAAAAUUUACAAACAGCUAUUGAUAAAGAACGUGAGCAAUAUGAUGACAUUAUUCAAGCCGAUUUUAUUGAUUCGUAUUUUAAUAAUACAAUAAAAACAAUGAUGGGAUUGAGAUGGGCCAUUGAAUAUUGUCCACGUAGUCGUUUCUUUAUGUUUGUUGACGAUGACUUUUAUAUUUCAACCAAAAAUGUGCUACGAUUUUUACGCAAUCCUGUUAAUUAUCCUGAAUAUUUGGAAGAUGCCGAUGAAACGUUACGCAAAUUAGCCAGACGCCUAAGUCAGUCAGAUAUGUUGAUGAAAAAUCAAUCAUUGGCAGAUAAUAAAAAAGAAUUGAUCGAAAUUCAAGACGUUAUUGAUAAAAAUGCAAUACAUACGAUCGAUGGAAAAAAUCAUAUGAAUAAAAUCAAAGAAUACUUAGCCAAAGCAGAGACGCUAACACAAAACGACCGAAAAGGUAGACAAUUACUUGACACAGAAUUACCAUAUGAUGUGAGGUUAUUUGCUGGAUAUGUAUUUUCAUCGAAUCCGCAUCGACACAAGUCCAGCAAAUGGUAUGUAUCACUUGAUGAAUAUAAAUGGCAUAAAUGGCCAACAUAUGUGACAGCCGGUUCAUUCAUACUAUCACGAGAGGCGCUGAUCGAAAUUUACUAUACCAGCAUGUACACGAAACACUUUCGAUUCGAUGAUAUUUACUUAGGUAUUGUUGCAUUAAAAGCAAAUAUUGAACCAUUGCAUUCAGAGGAAUUUUACUUUUACAAAGCAAAUUACAUUGGACCACAAAGUUACCGAUAUGUUAUUGCCACCCAUGGCUACGAUGAUCCUAAUGAGAUGCUUCGCGUAUGGACGGAAUUAAAAGCAUCGGGUCAUGCAUAAUAUAUUCACAUUAAUUUUAUCACGAAAUCAUACACCGUAGAUAUACAUCAUGAUAAAAUCUGUGAUUGAUUUUUUUUUUUUUUUUGAUAUUCAUUCCAUAUUCAUUCAUUCAUUUCAUAAAAAAAAUCGACUGAUAAAAAACGAUUCUAUUUCAUGCCUUUUUUAAUAUCAUUAAUUAUUCCAGUACUCAUUAAAUGCAGUUACUGUCAUGUAACCAAAUUGCUUUUUUACUAUUUAAUUAAAACAUAAAACAGUUAAGUUUUAACUGACAUUUA